UCUCAAAGCCAACGCUUACCGAACUUCAGACGUCGAGUGGCAGCCGAACUUGUAAGACGUGCUUUUGGCUCAAACCGUAUAUAUAUAUAAAGCUUCAACAAUUUUCUGGCAUUACUUCUACCAACUACUAACAACUAUUGCUUCUCAUCUCAAAGUUAUUUUGUUUGGUUACUUAAGUGAAAAAUAAAGUGACUCCUUUUUCUGAACGGCUGUGAAAGGGCGAUCUGACCUAAGCAACAAGUUGCUGUAUUAAGCACGCUCAUUUUUCUCGACAACUUUCUCGUUUACUUUGUGGAUUAAAUAUUUCGCAGCGUAGAUGACCGGCAAGGAUACGGAUUCAAUGGCGACAGUGCAAAUAAAGCCCGAUUAUGCUGCCAGUGAGGUGUAUAGCACGGCCAGCGAGGCGCCACCGCUCGGAUUGUUUACUAGCUUUAGUCCACAGGCUUACAAGCGCCAAUCGAAUUCGGUGAAAAUUGCAAAAAUCACUGCAUUCACCAUUAUUGUGUCCUCGUUCAUAUUGGGCGCUUUCAUUUUGGCCUCUUCAUACUUGCAGGCCAAGGCCUCAUGCGAUCAGGUGCAGGCUCUCGACUCUGUAUUGGAGAAGGAAUUGAUGUUGGAAACGCUGCAGCAAGUGAACAAAGAACUUCCACGCGCCGAAGCACUUUUGGGCAGAGAGAACAGCGAUGAAGCUGAUCUUCAAAAUCUGGACAAAGAUGUCACCGUAAAGAAGGUCGAAAUUAAGAAGCAGCAGGCUGCACCCAGCCAAGCCGCAGCCACAGCCACAGAUGAUGGCGACUCUAGUGACAGCGACAAUUCCUACUCGGAUGUUGAUGAUGCUGAGGAAAUAAAAUACCCCGGUAAAGUGCCACUUGAAUUGGACCUGAGCGACUUGGCUGCUGCUUUGUUGCAAAACAACAAAAAAUCCCGCAUGAACUGCGUUGUUGAGCGCAAACAUGCCGAGGAAAUCGUAGACUCUCCUUCAAAGACUGUGGCCCUACCUUUCGGUGUCAACCUCACCACCGACCCUAAGAAGGCGCGCAUAACCGGCGAACGCAUCUCCAUCUACUGCGAGGGUGGCAAUGAAAAUAAGGACCAAGAAUCGCGCAACAACAACCGCGAAGAGGAUGAUGACAAUGAUGAUGAGAUCGAAUCGAAUCGUCCCAUGUUCAUUCCAUACCAACGCAUACCCAUACCAUUCGGUCAAAUUCCACAACGUUUCCCAUUGACGCACAUGCCACAACGCAUGAUGCCACCUAUGCCACCCAUGUCGGUCAUGUCGGCCAUGUCACAGGAAUCGCAACAAUCCCAACCCCAGCAACCGUUCAUUCGUCAAAUGCCACCACCAUUCCAGCAUCUGCCCAUGCGUCCACCGUUGCCACCACAAGUGAUGCAGGCACCACAUCCCGAUGCUCAACAAACGCAACAGCAUAUGUACGUGCCACAAACGGUGCGCAUUCAUGUCCAACAGAUACCGAUUCGCGAAAUUCACAUGGCCGAUGAUGUGCCCGUGCAAAUACCAUCCCAACAACAGGAAUUGCCACAUUUCCAAAUUCAGCGUCUGCCUUUGGGUGUUGCCCUGCAACGUGCUGGCAUAACCGCCGAUGAUUUGCGCAACAUUCAGCGCAUGGCUGAGGAUCGUAUCACCGAUGAGUUGCGUCGUCUGGCAGCCGAAGAGGCAUCUGAGUCGUCUGAGAGCAGCAACAACAACAACAACAGUAACAACAAUGGCCGUGACAGCGAUGAAUCUGACGACUCAUCGGCUGAUGUACAAAUGUCCAACGAGCAUGAGCAUGCCGUUCGCCAGCAGCAACAGCAACAACAGCAACAACAACAGCAACAGCAAAUGCAACUGCAGCAGCAACAACUUCCACACUUGGCGCAACCACAACAACCCGCCAUAGCGCCGGAAGAGUCGAUGCGCAUGGAACAAGCGCCACCACAGCGUUUGAUUCUGCAACCGCUGCCAGAGCAGCCACGCGACACCAUGACACCACCCAUGCCCGAUCAGCCACAAAUGAUGCAGUAUGGACGCGCCAACUUCGGCCGCAGUCUGGCACAGCCGGUGCGCAUUCCAGUACCCAUCCUACAGUCGCAUAACGAGGGCGAAAUUGGCGCUUCCGUUGAGUCGGAGCGGCCACAUUUUGUUCAGCCACGAUCGGUUUAAGCAUUGAGCCUGUGAUUGCUGCUGCUUUCGGUCGAAGUUAUUAAAGUUUGCAGUGCCAAUUCAACAUUUCUCUUCAGCUCUGUAAGGCCGCUGCCCAUUUCGUCUGUGCAUCCGAAAGCAGCUAAACGCCAAAAAUGUUAUACCAUAAACACAUUCUCGUUUCUUUUCUGCCCAAAACUCGUACCGCAAAUAAAACAGCCGCCCAGCCAACAAUGAAAGAAUACCAACAAAUAUGAUUAACUAACUGUUGAAUUGGGAUAACUGCACAGACUCUUACGGAAAGAAAUAAAUUUGUUUAACAUCUUUGGCCCUGUAUUUUAUAUUUUCUGUUUCUAUUUUAUCUAUGUUUGUAAAUUGGUGUUUACUACUUGUAUGUAUGUAUUCCAGCAGCUGCAUGUAUGUCCUAUACAAAUAUACUACAUAUUCAGAUGUACAUAUGUAUGUAUUUAAAUAUUGUAUUUUUUAUUUUUAUUUUUUAAUAUAAAAGUAGCCACAUUGGUAUUUCUUCCAAUCUGUAAUAAUACAUA
Rhagoletis pomonella (apple maggot) is the source of this 2691-nucleotide messenger RNA. It is a transcript of the gene Msr-110, whose product is annotated as myb-like protein Q. Bases 317 to 2164 code for a protein of 615 amino acids. NCBI's taxonomy places the organism in Eukaryota, Metazoa, Arthropoda, Insecta, Diptera, Tephritidae. The record is from RefSeq and is a predicted model, not a curated record. The transcript has 7 exons.